Messenger RNA from Crotalus tigris (Tiger rattlesnake), 1265 nucleotides. RefSeq names its product mitochondrial ribosomal protein S18A (gene MRPS18A). Bases 49 to 627 code for a protein of 192 amino acids. NCBI's taxonomy places the organism in Eukaryota, Metazoa, Chordata, Lepidosauria, Squamata, Viperidae. Gene Ontology annotation, molecular function: small ribosomal subunit rRNA binding; structural constituent of ribosome. The record is from RefSeq and is a predicted model, not a curated record. Gene Ontology annotation, biological process: mitochondrial translation. The transcript is spliced from 6 exons. Gene Ontology annotation, cellular component: ribosome; mitochondrial small ribosomal subunit.
GCUCUGAAACUCUGAAAGCGGAAGAGGAAGCGCCUCAGCACUUCAAAGAUGGCGGCUCCCGCAGUGGGCCUGCUCUCUCGGUUUACAGCGCUUCUGCCUCGCUUCUUGGGAAACGCCUGGACCCGGCCUCCGUUUCGCGGACUCCGGCAGGUUGUAGAAACUAUUGAAGGGAACACCACAACGAUCGAAGGCAAAAUUAUAGAAGAUGUCAAAAGCCCAACUCCUCCAAAUCCUUUUGGAAACUGUCCUAUUUGUCGCUGGGACUUGAAACACAAGUACGAUUAUAUGGAUGUCUUACUGCUAAGUCAGUUCAUAAACUCUACAGGAAGGAUGAUACCUCGUAACAUCACAGGCCUUUGUAAAGAAGAGCACAAAAAGAUUAAAGUGUGCGUGCAAAUGGCUCACCGAGCAGGUUUGCUGCCAGAUCAUAAACCUAAAUUUCCUGAAGGUGUUGUUCCCAAACCUAAGCAAAUCCUCAACAGGUACCAUACCAGAUAUCCUAUCAAGGCUGUGAGACCCAUUUACAAGAAGGGGAGAAAAUGGUGCAAAGUUCCCAUGCCUAUAUCACAUCCAAUACUUAAAGAUAAUAUUACUUAUGGAUCAAAGCCCCUUCGUUUUAACCACUGAAGGAGAGUGCAGCUUGAGUUGACAGUAGAUGACGAUCAUUCAGACCAUCCUGUGUGCAUCAUAAAUGUUUUGUAGAGUCUGGAAGAAACAAAAUGGUUGCAGAUGGUAAUGUUAUUUGCUGGAGCCUGGGAAGGCUAGUUGAACAAUCAAUUUGUUACCUCUAUGGAGGCAUAUCUCAUUUUUGUAUAUAUUUCGAUUAAACUCCUGAGAUGAAUUUUUUGUCAUUUUUUCAGUUGGAUUUCAAUAGCCUGUACAUUUUGCAUCCUACACUACCUUAAACUAAUUGCUGAAUAAUACAGUCAUAUUGUCAACUUCUGAAACGAACCUGGCUAAAGCCAUCUUUGUCGUUCUCAGUUGCCACACAGGUUGGGGGGGGAGGAAAGCGGAAGUAUUGCUAGACUAAACAUGGAGCGGUCCCAUGAGAACCAAGGUCAUUCCCACAGGUGCUGGAAGGUGGAGAGAAGAAGUGUCACGGAGCCCGCCAAUUGCUUUCAUUGGGAAGUGUGAUCAGUUGCAUAAUAGAGGAGAGGAAAGUGUUAUAUUUAGUUACAUUGAAUUCCUGGGGGGAAUUUUAAGAGUUGGUUUCACUUUUGACUGUGCCUAUAUGUAUCCAAUAAACAUGUUCUUUGAGGAAGCUU